Messenger RNA from Oryza sativa Japonica Group (Japanese rice), 1416 nucleotides. RefSeq names its product protein CHROMATIN REMODELING 24-like. Lineage: Eukaryota; Viridiplantae; Streptophyta; Magnoliopsida; Poales; Poaceae. Gene Ontology annotation, molecular function: ATP-dependent chromatin remodeler activity; DNA translocase activity; ATP binding. The record is from RefSeq and is a predicted model, not a curated record.
UUGAAGCAGUCCGGGACCAUAUUCACCGCAUUCUGGAGACGGGGCACGGCUUGGGAUUAUAUUGUUAUCGAUGAAGCGCACAGGAUGAAGAACGACAGGACAAAGCUCUUUGAUUCUUUAUGUAGAAUUGAUUGUACACACAGAAUUUUGAUGACUGGGACGCUCAUCCAAAACAACUUGACGGAAUUUUAUGCGCUGAUGAACUUCUGUUGUCCUAAUCUACUUGGAGAGUCCGGACAAUUUCAUGAAAACUUCAGCAUGCCAAUUGAAAGGGCUAGAUAUAGAGGCGCAUCUGCGCAAUUGAUAAAAGAGUCAAUAGAAGCAUCUGAGAGGCUGAAGAAACUUGUUAGCCCUUUUGUAUUGAGAAGGACGAAAGAGAUGUUAAAGAAUAGCGCCUCUAAACUUGGUACUAAACAUGAAUUGACUGUGUGGUUGAAGAUCUCUGCUGCUCAAGAAUAUCUUUACACCAAUCUUAUCAUGAGCAAUGUUUUGGGAGAUGAGCCUGGCACACCUUUGGCAGCUUCUCAAGUUGCGAGGAGUAUCUGCAAUCACCCAGUAAUGGUGAUUGGUUCUGACUUUGAACAGAGGGGUGAAUCAGAAGAGAAGAAGGAUGCUUUAACUGACAUUAUCCGAAAAGGUUUAUUGGCGGUCAGUAACAUCGAGGAUAUUGAAGUCGACGACUACAGUUUGUCCAGCAAAGUAGCUUUUACUUUAUAUUUGGUGGAUAGGCUCAUCAAGGAAGAUAUAAGAUCUUGUUAUUUUCUCAAUCUCCACGAACAUUGACGAUGAUAGAGGUAGUUUCUAACAAUAGUUGCAUAACUCUCUUUUUGCCGGGUCAGCCAAAGGUUGGCCAACCAAUUUCUUAAGAUUGGGGAGAAAAACAAAGGAAUGUUACAGCGACAUUACAAUGUCGCGCUAGUCCGGGAGAGAUCCCAGACACAGCGUGAACAAGCGAAAGAGAAAUAGACAAUACAACAACGAUUACUCGCCGAAUUGGGAGAAGAUCCCAGCUACCCUCCAUACCGUGAUUUCUUCUUUUAUAUUCUCGGCUACUUGCUCCGUGGUCAUCGACACAUGCUGAAAAAUUCUAGCAUUUCGUUCCUUCCAAAUAAGCCAGCAAAUUAACAUGAAGGCACUGUCGAAGUCCACUUUGUAGCUCGUCCGAAAACGGCGUCGCGUUGCAAGCCACCAGUCAGCAAGUCUGCUGUCACCGUCUGCCUGGAUUGCAAAGUUUGCAUCGCACCAUCUUCUGAUCUUUCGCCAUACCUCCGCCGUAAAAGGACAGGUUACAAACAAGUGGUGGCAAUCCUCGUCUUCUCUCUCACACAGUGAGCAGAGGGGGUCGUGCGGCCAAUUUCGCUUCGCAAGAUUGUCGGCGGUGAGACAUCGAUCCUUCAACGCAAGCCACAUGAAGAA